Messenger RNA from Exophiala mesophila, 828 nucleotides. Its product is annotated as eukaryotic translation initiation factor 1A, Y-chromosomal. Lineage: Eukaryota; Fungi; Ascomycota; Eurotiomycetes; Chaetothyriales; Herpotrichiellaceae. The transcript is spliced from 2 exons. The record is from RefSeq and is a predicted model, not a curated record. Gene Ontology annotation, cellular component: cytoplasm. Bases 133 to 582 code for a protein of 149 amino acids. Gene Ontology annotation, molecular function: RNA binding; translation initiation factor activity. Gene Ontology annotation, biological process: translational initiation.
ACCACUUUCACAUCCAAACUCAUCACACAAAGCCUCAAAACCACAACGACAACUCUUGGUCCAUACCAACCACCACAGAUCGCUCAGACCAACCCCAAGAAAUACAGUUGAACACAUCAAUAAACCUGCAACAUGCCCAAGAACAAGGGAAAGGGAGGUAAAAACAGGCGUCGAGGAAAGAACGAAAACGACAACGAGAAGCGCGAGUUGACGUUCAAGGAAGAAGGUCAGGAAUAUGCACAGGUCAUCAAGAUGUUGGGCAACGGCCGGCUGGAGGCGUUAUGCUUUGACGGCGAAAAGAGAUUAGCACACAUUCGAGGCAAACUGCGGAAGAAGGUGUGGAUCAACCAAGGCGACAUCAUCUUACUCUCGCUACGAGACUACCAGGACGAGAAGGGAGAUGUCAUUCUCAAGUACUCUGCCGACGAAGCCCGUUCACUCAAAGCCUAUGGAGAAUUGCCCGAAAGUGCCAAAAUCAACGAGACCGAUACAUACGGUCACGAAGGUCACGACGACAAUAUCGAAUUCGACGAGGAUCGCGAUUCAGACUCGGACAAGGAUGUGGAUAUUGAUGAUAUUUGAACGGUCAAAGACCCAGCAAGGUGCAACACUACACACAAGAGGCGGGCAAUUUUCAUCAGCAGAAUAUCCCUCUAUCCCUCAACCGCUGUGUCAAGACGCAUCCACACUUUUACUAGCAUUCACAAAAUACGAUUGUUACGAUUGUGAUGAUCGAAGGAGUUUGGGAUCUCGCUUUAGAAGUGGCUUUUUCUUCUUCUUGUUCUUUGUCCUCGGGAAUCACAAUAUCAACUCUUGCUUGACAUGACA